This is a messenger RNA of Hyposmocoma kahamanoa, 1602 nucleotides long. RefSeq lists its product as uncharacterized. The transcript has 8 exons. The record is from RefSeq and is a predicted model, not a curated record. The annotation marks the transcript as partial. NCBI's taxonomy places the organism in Eukaryota, Metazoa, Arthropoda, Insecta, Lepidoptera, Cosmopterigidae.
AUGGGAUUAGUGGAACUGCAAAACGGAAUAGAGAAACCACAAACUAUUGGGAUGCAGUUACAGAAAAGUCAACCUUACAGCCUACUGAUUUACAUUUAUUUCAACUGCCAGUCUUCUGAACACCCUGAAGAAGCCACAGCACCUCUGCUUCCACAUUUAGUGGAGCAUAUUUUGCGACUUCCCAAACCUUUUACUCCUCCAUCAUAUAUCAUCAAAGCCCUUUGGCUAGUUUUUGCUAUGUCAACAAUUUCAAACGGAACUCUAAAAUCGCUCGACGAAAGAGUAUACCUAGAAAAAGCUACACACCGCCUAGUGACAAUGUUGCAUCCCGAUCCCUCAAUCUACUAUACUCAUAAUCCAGCCAUUUUGUUGUGGGUUUUUUCGUCACAGGGGAUACCGAAUUUCCUGAGACUUCAUGUUUUAUCACAAUGGCUUCAAGUCGAGGACUCCCUUCCUGAAGAGCUGACUACAGAACCUAUAGUCUGGGAGCUAUUGUUAAACAUUCUAAUACAAAAUGAAAACGUGACAGCGAAUUGUAUGGAGGCGCUCCACGUUUGUAUAGAGGAUGGGGACGAUGAAGAUAAGCAAGAGUUUGCUAAGUUAAUUUGGUCUAGUUUGCCUGGAGUAUUGUCUAAAACGUUGAUUGACCUUUAUUUUCUAGACACAAACAUCUGCUACCUCCUAGACAUAGCCACAACCCUGCUUCCCCCCGAAAUAGACCCAGAUACAUGUCUUAAAAUCGCUGUACUCAUAACCACAAUAUUCGUUAAAAAUUCCGAACACAGCGAAGUACAGACAAAAUAUCAUUACGAAUUUGUUUGCCUAAAACUAAGUUUGUGCUUACUGGGAUUAGCAAACAACCAAAAUGAUAAUCGAGUGCUAAUGACGUACAUAAACCGAGCCGGUUUCUUAGCGAGCGUACUCGUGGCCACUAAUAGUCCGGACGAUAGAGUCGCCUGUGCAGCAUUGCAAUUGCUAUCUUACGUAGUGCAUUACUUCAACAAGAAUGAAUAUCAGCCCAAUGCGAUUCUCCAAAUUCAAACGCACUUGGUAAUAAAAUCUCUCCGCCGAGACAGUUCAAACGAACGAGGCGCGUCCCUACUUCAACUAAUAUACAUGGUGCUAAAUUCUGGUACACGAACACCGCUGGUUUUGUCCUACGACUUUGGAGACCAGGUUUCUAUGAUGCAGCAAUGUAACGCUAUGAGAGCGCUCAUGUUUAGAAUACAGGUCAUGCUGUGUUGCAGGGAAUCUAAAGAUCAACAACUCGCAGGCUGGAAAACUUUAAGCUCAGUGUUUAAUCACGCAAUCAUAACAAAAAACGAUCCAAAAUUAGUCGCUAUACUAACAUCACAACCGUGGACACACAUUCUCAUACAAUUCCAACUGACAAAAAAACUUAGCAAAGAAUUCUUAACAUUCACUCACAACUGGCUCACUUUACUCAAAAUCACAAUCACGAAGAGUCAAGAAGAGAACAGAAUUCAAAUUUCGAGACAAAGUAUAAUUACAAAGACUGCAAUUUUAUUGAAAAAGAACCUUUUAAUUGAAGACGAUGACAUUAAAGAAGCAAAACAGAAAGUUUUGGUUGUUGUAAAUGAU